ACCACGACUGGUUCCAGGGCCAGGGCAAGAGGUAGAGUAUGGGCUGGGGCUGGCCUGGAAGCUGGAAUCAAGGGCCCCUCCAAAGCCAGAGCCAAGGCAAAGACCCAGGCCAAGGCAGUGGCUAGGGCAAAACCCAAAACAGGCUCAGUGACUCAGGCCAAGUCUAGGGAUGGAACAGUGGCCAAGACACAAACCAUGACCCACACUGAGGCUUUGGCUGUGACAAGGGAGGUGAGCAGGAAAAAAAUCAUGGCUGAGACUAAUGCAAAAAUGGUGGCAGAACCCAGAGUAGUGUCCAAAAUCAAGUCAGAAGCCGUGCCUGGGUCCAGCGUCAGUGCCAUGACCCAGUCUGAAGUCAAGACUGGUGCUGACAAUGAGUCAUGUGUGAUGGCUGAUGAUAAGGUCAGUAUUGAGUCCAGGCCCCAGAUAAAGGAAGAGGCCAGCGUCAAGUCCAGGGCUGGUAACAAGGCUAAUAUUGGAAUCAAGCCCAAUGAUGAGGAUGAAGAAAAUGUCUGCUCCUGGUUCUGGACUGGAGAAGAACCUAGUGUAGGGUCCUGGUUCUGGCCUGAAGAAGAGACCCCUCCUCAAGUUUAUAAACCCCCACCAAAGAUCGAAGAAAAGCCCAAGCCCACACGCAAAACUGAACUUACUAUAAAGCAAAAAGCAGCAGCAUGGUCAAAGGCCAGGUACAGUGUCCUAGUCCCAAAUGAGGGAGGAGAGCAUUCCUUGCCUCCAGAAGGGAAUUGGACUCUAGUUGAGGCCUUGAUUGAAACUCCUUUGGGGAUUCGGCCUCUGACCAAGAUCCCACCCUAUGGUGGGCCUUACUUUCAGACCUUUGCUGAGACCAAAAAACAGAUUAGGUAUAGGGAAAAGUAUGGGCCCAAUCCAACAGCCUGCCACUGCAAACCAUGUGGCUUUAGUUUAGAGCCUAAAGAGUUUGAUAAACUUGUUGCUCUACUUAAGUUAACUAAGGAUCCUUUCAUUCAUGAAAUAGCUACAAUGGCAAUGGGCAUCAGUCCUGCUUAUCCAUUUACUCAAGAUAUAAUUCAUGAUGUAGGUAUUACUGUUAUGGUUGAAAACUUGAUCAAUAAUCCCAAUGUUAAAGAACACCCUAGAGCUCUAAAUAUGAUAGAUGACAGCUCUGAGUCUUCUGAAGAAUCAAAAAGGGGAGAGGCAUACAUAGUUUGUAAGGACAUACUCUCCUAUCCCUUGAACUCCCCUGUGCAACUGUCUGGACUAAAAUUAUUAGGGCACCUGAGUGUAAAAUUUGAGGAUCACCAUAUGGUCAUCAAUUACAUUCCAGAUUUCCUUACCUUGUUGAACAAAGGAAGUGUUAAAACCAAGUUUUUUGUUUUAAAAGUGUUUUCGUACUUGGCUAAAAAUCAAGCCAAUACAAGAGAACUGAUCAGUGCCGAAGUACUGUCAUCAUUGGUUGCACCCUUUAACAAGAAUGAGUCAAAGCCCAAUAUUCUUACUGUCAUUGAAGUAUUUGAGAAUAUAAAUUACCAAUUCAAAAAGAGGGUGAAGCUGUUUACCAAGGAACAGUUCACUAAAUGUGAACUUAUUUCCAUAUUUCAGGAAGCAAAAGAGUUUGGUCAGAAACUCCAAGACUUAGCAGAGCACAAUGAUCCUGAGGUGAGAGGUAAAAUUAUACGACUAAUACUCAAACUCUGA
This is a messenger RNA of Trichechus manatus latirostris (Florida manatee), 1674 nucleotides long. It is a transcript of the gene ARMCX5, whose product is annotated as armadillo repeat containing X-linked 5. The record is from RefSeq and is a predicted model, not a curated record. NCBI's taxonomy places the organism in Eukaryota, Metazoa, Chordata, Mammalia, Sirenia, Trichechidae.